AUCUCACUCGCUACCUUGGUUUUCACAGUAAAGGUUUACAGCUUAAUGUUUAGAAUGAGGUAGGCAUCAGUCUAUAGGUCUAGGGCAGUGUGAAUUGAACAAUUAACUGAAUCACUAAAUAGGUCUUAUGAUAUCGGUAUUGAGUAAUUAACUGAAUCACUAAAUAGGUCUUAUGAUAUCGGUAUUGAGUAAUUAACUGAAUCACUAAAUAGUUCUUAUGAUAUCGGUAUUGAGUAAUUAACUGAAUCACUAAAUAGGUCUUAUGAUAUCGGUAUUGAGUAAUUAACUGAAUCACUAUAUAGGUCUUAUGACAUUGUUCAUUGAGUAAUUAACAUAAUCACUUUAUAGGUCUAUGACAUUGUUCAUUGCGUAAUUAGCAGAAUCACUCUAUUGGUAUAUGACAUUGUUCAUUGCGUAAUUAGCAGAAUCACUCUAUUGGUCUGAGGCAGUGGUCAGCAAUUCACGCCCCGGGAGCUGCAUGCGGCUAAUUAGCAACUUGAGUGCGGUCGGGCCAGUCGGUCACAAAUCGGAUUUGACUCUGAAAAAACAUGGUUCUUGAUAGGUUCUUGAAAAGAAAGUUAGCUCUCAAUGUUUUUAAAUCGCGCUGCUCCUGAAUUAUGUCUCUUUUGACUAAUGAGUUUGCCGACCACUGAGCUAUGACAUUGUUCACUCAGUAAUUAACAGAAAAUACAGAUAGUUCUAAUACUUGCCAUUCGGCAUCUUAUUUUUAACUAUUCAAUGAGCUGCAGCGAUGCAUCCAAUACUCUUUUUUUUUUUUAAUGCAGUGCAUGAGUGGAGGGUUGGAUACUCCGAUUCCCUAUUUCGUAAUAAAGUCCUCUAGAUUUUCUUUUAGCAUUGCAUUUGAUUUUCUAUGCAACUCAAUCGCCAUUGUUAUAAAUAUGACUUUUCUUGGCGGUUCAAGAACAAUUGUUAAACUUGUAGUUUAAAUUUUCUAUAGGUGGUAUAUUUACAUCUUUUUAAUAUUACAAUUUCCAGCCGGUGACUUAAGACUAUUUUAAAAAAAGCCACUUUUUGUUUCAGGGGGGCCAUGGGAUUCGUCACGUGUUUGAACUUCGCCACUUGUUUCUUCAUAAUCAUCAACAUGUCCUCGGGAGAUCCACUACCAUGUAAGCGAACUGAUAUUAAACAUGUGUAUUGUACGACUUUCAUAAGUUAUAAUACAAACUCAUACUCUUUCUCUUUCACUUUCUUUCUCUCUCUCUCUCUCUUGCUCUCUCUCGCUCUCUCUUUUUCUCUCUCUCCCAUUUUCUCUCUUUCUUUCUUUUUCUGUCUCUCUUUUUCUCUUUUUCUCUCUCUUUAUCAUUUUCACACUCUCUCUUUCUCUCUCUUUGUCUCACUUCCACUCUUUCUCUCCAUCCAUCCAUUCAUAGAUUCAUCCAUCUACGUACCUACCUUCCUAGCUACCUACAUGCAUAUCUACAUACCUACCUACUUAUAGAUCUCUCUCUCUCUCUCUUUCUCUCUCUUUCUCGCUCGCUCACAUACUUUCAUGAGUUAGCAGUACAGCUAAAUAGCUUCAUAAAAUCCUGGAAGUCUAAUAUUAUUAUUAUUUGAUGAUAUUCGUUUAAAUUCACUUUGAUGUUCUCAUAACAUGACUUGCUUUUCACGUCUUAAUUACUUUGACUCCAACACGAUUCUAUACAAGCAAUCCUACACGAACUUCCUUUCAUCGCAAAACUGGUCUCUUGUACGCACAACUGGUCUUUUGUACGCACUACUGGUCUCUUGUACGCACUACUGGUAUUUUGUACGCACAACUGGUCUUUUGUACGCAUAACUGGUCUCUUGUACGCACUACUGGUCUCUUGUAUGCACAACUGGUCUUUUGUACGCAUAACUGGUCUCUUGUACGCACUAUUGGUCUAUUGUACGCACUACUUUCUCUUGUACGUACUACUGAUCACUAGCACGCACUAUUCGUCUCUUGUACGCAUGGCUGUUCUCUUGUACGCACUACUGGUCUCGUGUACGCUCUACUGGUCUCUUGCAUGUCCUACUGGUCUCUUGCUAGCACUAUUGAGUUCUUCUCAAUCGAUCAAUGAUGCAUAAAAAAAGAGGAUGACGAUAAAUUGACGGUAGAUUCUUGCUUCUAAUCACCAGCACAACAGAAGUUGCCUCUUAAAGACAUCCCAGACCACCAGACCACUGUUCAUCAUUUACAACAGAUUGCCAAGCUGAUGGAUCUAAUCAUGAAUGCAGCGAAGACAGUUCAGCCGUUUCACAAAAAGCAGGGAAUCAUUGGAGUCUCGUCUGGCGACCUGGACAAAGUGAGCGCCGAAAUAGUUUCACCUGAAGAAGCUCAGAACAAUCCUUGGACUCAACCUCCAGAAGUCACUACAGAAAAUAGUUUAAUCUCUCGAGCAGAAACAGGCUUCAUAGCAAUGGACCGUGUUUCGAUGGGUGAUUCAGGAACAGAGAGUAUCAUUAUUGAUCUUCUCAGAGAAUACUGCUACAGACUAGUUAUCAGCGGAGCUAAAGACAUUCCUACGUACUGCUACCAAGUAAUUCAGGGGUAGCGGGCCGCCACUGUGUGACGCGGUGAGGCUGAGCAUUUAUGAGCUACCGACGACAGUGAGGUGCGUCGUGUCCGGACGAUCAUAGCUGAAUCGGAAAUUGUGACGCGCCAUGCAUCCGCUUGUUUUGGGUGCGUAAGGCAAACACAUCCUGGAGGCAUUAAAUAAUUCGAGAGAUGACCUACGUUUUAAAACCGUACAGUUGUGUUUGGGACAAUCAUGUCGCACGUUCUAUAGUUGCAUAGUGCUAUUUUAAAAAAUGUUACCUCGGUCAUGGGGAUACAAGUAUCACGCAGUCUAGUGAUCGCGCUAGACAGGUUGAAUGAUGAAUUUAUCUAGAUAAUAAAGUAGGCUAGAUAAAGCGAGAUGAAAAUAUGCUAUAUAAAAUAAAGUAUGCUACAUAAAGAGAGAGUAAAAUAGGCUAUAAAAGAGAGAGUAAAGUAGGCAUUACAAAGAGAGAGUAAAAUAGGCAUUACAAAGAGAUUAAAGUAGGCCAUAUAAAAAGAGGGUAUAGUAUGCUAUAUAAAGAGAGAGCAAAGUAGGGUAUAUAAAGAGAACGUAAAGAAGACUAUAUGAGCAGAAAGUAAAGUAGGCUCUAUUUAGAGAGAGUAAGUAGGCUAUAUAAAGAGAGAGUAAGUAGGCUAUAUAAAGAGAGAGUAAAGUAGGCUAUAUAAAGAUCAAGCUAAAACGUGAAGCAUCACGUAGUUUGCUCAAUAAUUGGCGAGUCCUAUUUUCCAAGAGACAAGGCGAACCACUCUUCAUCCAGCAGAUAUUUACAAUCCCAUUGUCAGAUGUCAAAUGUUUUUGUAUUAUGUUCACUGUUAUAUGCUUUGGUGGAGUAAACGAACAAUAAUUUUAAAUGAAGAUUAUCUUUGUCAUUGUGUUGUUAAAUGAAGACUAACUUUGAUAUUGUUGUUAAAUGAAGAAUAUCUGUGACAUGGUGUUGUUAAAAGAAGAUUAUCUUUGUGAUAAAGACAAGCAAUUUUAACCGAUGACUCAAAUGAAAUUGGCUUAAAAUUAUUAUAGCUAACUUAUUUUAACUUUAAAAAUUAAUUAUUCUUGACUGAAGGUUACAUAUGCUGAGAGAAGAUGAUAAAUAAUUUAGUUGCUGAAGAAUAUGGAUUUGACUAAAGACUACAUAUAUCGAUUAAAGACUUCAUUUAUGGUCUAAAGAUUUCAUAUGUUCAGUUUCAAUUAAUUAAAUUGAUUAGAGGUUAAUCACGUUGAGUGAAGUCUAAUAAUUUAUAUUAAAUAUUUCUUCUUGCUUGUGAUUUAAAUUACUUAUGUUAAUUUAAAAUUAAGUAUGUUGACUGUUGACUCAAGAUUUGGAGAAAUUAAUAAAUACUACUGUUUACAUUUAUG
Messenger RNA from Lymnaea stagnalis (great pond snail), 3896 nucleotides. Lineage: Eukaryota; Metazoa; Mollusca; Gastropoda; Lymnaeidae. The record is from the annotation of a GenBank genome assembly.